Aspergillus terreus NIH2624 is the source of this 624-nucleotide messenger RNA. RefSeq lists its product as uncharacterized. The record is from RefSeq and is a predicted model, not a curated record. The transcript is spliced from 2 exons. Lineage: Eukaryota; Fungi; Ascomycota; Eurotiomycetes; Eurotiales; Aspergillaceae. The coding region runs from base 1 to 624 and encodes 207 amino acids.
AUGGUGAUCGGAGUCGCAAUGAUGGCCGCAAUGGUCCCCACUGUCUACGGCCUGAACGAAGCAAGCAAAGGAGCCCAGAAUUCCGAGAACAAGCGACGGGAGACAACGCGCAAGACACGAUGCCAUCUAACCGCGCAAUGUGAUUUCGACACGGGCACCUUGAAACAACGACAGGAGGUCCACAAUGCCAGGAUCUACUUGGACUCUGACAACCAGAUGUACAUCACGAAGAACCCGACCCCCUCCAUGGCCCCGUUCAACGGCUUCUUCUACCAGAGCCCGGAUUUCGAACAAGGCAAUCUGUCCGGUCUAGUGACGGUCAGUGGAGAGGAGCCGCCUCAGCUGCGAUGGGUGUUCCUUGACCCCAAGACGCACGAUCUGAGAUGGGGAGGACGCGAAGAACGCGAGGGCGGGAUUAGCGGUCCCUUUGAUCUAACAGAGGACGAAGAGUAUAUCACGCUGAAUGGAACGCAACGGUGGAUGGCGGUGCGAUCAAAGCACGCAGGAGCUUCGACCGGGUUAUGGCGACUGCAUUUCGAUUGGAGUGAAACGGAGGGGGGAAGGUUGCCAGAUGGCGCCGAGAAGCUGCUCAUUUUCUUAAAGAGAUCUCCCUCGGAUUCUUAG